ACUUGUUGCACCAGUUCAGCAGUGCAGCUGAAAAGAACAGACCAUUAACCUUAUGUUCGUAAUAUUGGGAAAGUCCAACUAACUUGUCACGUUUUUAAUGGCGUUUUAUAUAUUUAAACAAUUUUUGUAAUUAUUCUAUAUAACAAUUUUUUUAUAUAUAAUAUAAUAUAUAUACUAUAUAAUAUGGAUAAUGAUGAUACAAUGGAUACAGUAGUUGGAUUACAAAAUACAGCAAUUAAAGCAACAAAUUUAGUAGAACGAAAUAUUGUACCACAAGGUAUACCAUUAGUAGAUCCAACUGCUGUAGCUAAAUCAAGUCGACAGGAUUUAACAGCUUUAGUGACAGAAAUAGAGAAGGCUGAUAGCUGUAUAAAAGCUAAUGCAUAUAAUAAAUUACAAGUGAUUGCUGAACAGAUAAAAUUUUUGCAAAAACAAGCUGAAGGAAUUUUAUUAGAAGCAGAACGAAAUGCAAAGUUACAUCAUGUUGCUUGUAAUUUUGUAAAACAACCUGGUCAAGUAUAUCAUUUGUAUCAACGAGAAUCAGGACAAUUUUAUUUCUCUAUGAUUAACCCAGAGGAAUGGGGUGAUUUUAUACCAUCACAAAGUUACAAAGGUUCCUUUAGAUUAGAACAUGAUCGUUCUUGGACUCCAUUGUCUCAAUUACAGAUAAAAAACGAUGAAUUAAAUAUGUUUAAGAAAUUCUUACCUGAUAGUACAAGUACAAAUACUCUUUUGCAUAAUGUUAUGUUAAAUACAAACAUAUAAUGAAUUUAUUAGAAUUAUUUAGUUUUAGAGAGUACAAAUUAUAUAAAAACAAAUGUGUUGACAGAAAAUUUGAACAAAAUAAUAUCUUAGUUUGACAAUAAAUGUUUCCAUCAUAUAA
This is a messenger RNA of Odontomachus brunneus, 883 nucleotides long. RefSeq lists its product as uncharacterized. NCBI's taxonomy places the organism in Eukaryota, Metazoa, Arthropoda, Insecta, Hymenoptera, Formicidae. The record is from RefSeq and is a predicted model, not a curated record. The transcript has 4 exons. Bases 184 to 765 code for a protein of 193 amino acids.